AUGGUGGGUACCGUAGCCACACCAACCACACUAAGCGAGCUGCUCGAAGAGACGUUGAAAAUAAGCGAGCAGACACUAGAAGACAAUGAUAAUCAAAAAAAACAGGCUAUUAGUUGUCAUCCGAUGCGACAAGCACUUUUCGAAGUUUUUUGCGAGACCAAAGAAAAAACGGCGCUAUCAAUUCGAAGCAGCGUCGAUGAAGCCCCCGAUGAUCCGCAAUUGAUGAGACUGGAUAACAUGCUGGUCGCUGAAGGCGUCGCUGGACCGGAAAAGGGAGGAUCGUUGGGAAGUGAGGCUAGCGGUGGCGAUCAGGCUGAUUAUCGACAGAAGCUGCACCAAAUCCGCGUUGUCUAUAACGACGAGCUUCGGAAGUAUGAAGAAGCUUGUGCGGAAUUCACACAGCAUGUCCGGUCACUGCUGAAGGAUCAAUCGGUCGUGCGGCCUAUCGGACACAAGGAAAUCGAGCGGAUGGUGUUCAUCAUCCAGAAGAAGUUCAGCGGUAUACAAGUUCAGUUAAAGCAGUCAACAUGUGAAGCUGUAAUGAUUCUUCGCAGCAGAUUCCUUGAUGCUAGGAGGAAGAGACGCAACUUCUCCAAGCAGGCCACAGAAGUUCUGAAUGAGUAUUUCUACUCGCACUUGUCCAAUCCUUAUCCCUCAGAGGAAGCAAAGGAAGAGCUCGCUAGGCAGUGCAAUAUUACGGUGUCACAGGUGUCGAAUUGGUUUGGAAACAAGCGAAUUCGCUACAAGAAGAAUAUCGCGAAGGCACAGGAAGAAGCUAACAUGUAUGCAGCUAAGAAGGCGGCUCAUGGAGCUCUUGGCAUGGGUACAUCUUAUGGUCUGAUUCCUGGCGCGCCUGGAGGAUUAUUAAACCCGUAUCCAGCAAUGCUUCCUGGACAGGAUUUAACGCAUAUGGCUAUGCCGCCAUUCGAUCUCAGCGCUUAUAAUCCGCAAUUGAUGGCACAAUAUCAAAACCAGAUGGGCGGUGGCGAUGGCGAGCAGAAGCCUUGA
Caenorhabditis bovis is the source of this 1008-nucleotide messenger RNA. The record is from the annotation of a GenBank genome assembly. NCBI's taxonomy places the organism in Eukaryota, Metazoa, Nematoda, Chromadorea, Rhabditida, Rhabditidae.